Molecule: messenger RNA, 4658 nt
Organism: Anguilla anguilla (European eel)
Lineage: Eukaryota; Metazoa; Chordata; Actinopteri; Anguilliformes; Anguillidae
Gene: l3mbtl1b
Product: L3MBTL histone methyl-lysine binding protein 1b
Exons: 23
Coding region: 340-2979 (879 amino acids)
Biological process (GO): regulation of DNA-templated transcription
Cellular component (GO): nucleus
Molecular function (GO): protein binding; zinc ion binding
Source: RefSeq, a predicted model, not a curated record
GUCUUUUUAUGGAGGAAAAAAAUCUCUGCGUCACCAGUGAAGUAGGCUACGUAUCGGGUCCAUUAUUUCUUAAAUAAAAACAUUGUUUAUUCCAGGAGAUACAGAAGUUUAUGUACUCGAACUUGCCAACAGUUUAACCAUUUCACUACCCUCCCAGAUGCGUAUUAGGGGCAAAGCGCUCGUGUUGCUUUUCCUAGUUGCCAUCAGCAGUUGUGCUGAAGUUUGUCUUGAGCUGAAGUUGCAGGAGAACAUACAUCCAGCGCAUGCGCGAUAAACGCACAUCAGCUCCAAAUAAGAGUUCGCUAAAGAGAAACGAGGUGGUAAGGAGAGCAGGGCGAGAUGGCUGACACCCCCCCCACCGAUGCCCCCUCCUCUGGGGGAGACUUUGACAUGAUGGACGCACUGGACUGGAAGGAUGGGAUUGCAUCUCUCCCUGGCAGUGACAUCAGGUUCCGUAUGACUGAGUUUGGGACUCUGGAGAUUGUCACAGAGGUGGAGGCUGAUGCUUCUCUGCCCAGCACUGAGAUCCUGACCCCACAGAACCAGGACCCCUGCGCGUCACACAGCCCCACCCCUCCCCCGGAGACCGUGGACCCUGGCCUGUCACAGGCCUCCGGGCCUGAAGACGGCCCCCUGACGCCGGUGCCGGAGCUGGAGCCUCAGUGCUCUGUGGCCCUGGAGGAGGCCCCCAGUGUGGAGGUGCUCAGUGUGGAGGCCCCCAGUGUGGAGGCCCCCAGUGUGGAGGCCCCCAGUGUGGAGGUGCUCAGUGUGGAGGCCCCCAGUGUGGAGGCCCCCAGUGUGGAGGUGCUCAGUGUGGAGGCCCCCAGUGUGGAGGUGCUCAGUGUGGAGGCCCCCAGUGUGGAGGUGCUCAGCUGUGGCUCCUGUGGGCUUCCCGGCUCCCAGGAGGCUUUCCUGCUGGGCAAGUUCUGCAGCCCUGCCUGCGUGCAGCCUACCAGUGGCAGGUCCACCCCAGGGGAUCAGAGAGAGAGGGGCAGGGCAACCCCCGUCCCAGCUGCAGAGGGUGACAGGUUGGGCAAACGCGUGAGGAAGAAGAGGAAGUUGUACAUGGACUCUGCUGACGACGAUGAUGAAAAUGUUGAGGAGGAAGAGGAAAAAGCAAAAGUAUGCAAAGGGAGGAGAGCAGCGAAACUGGCCCGGCUGGUGACAGCUCCACCCCCCAAGAAAAAGGCAUGGAGUUGGGCAACUUACCUGGAGGAGGAGAGGGCCAUCGCUGCACCUGUCAAGCUCUUCAGAGAGCACCAGUCCUUCCCGCAGAGCCGGAACAGCUUUAAGGUGGGGAUGAAGCUGGAGGGCCUGGACCCCUGUCACCCCUCCCUCUUCUGUGUGCUGAGUGUGGCUGAGGUACAGGGGUACAGAGUGCGGCUGCACUUUGACGGUUACCCCGAGUGCUAUGACUUCUGGGUGAACGCAGACUCCUGGGAUAUGAAGCCGGCGGGGUGGUGCGAGAAGAACGGACACAAGCUGCUGCUGCCCAAGGGCUGCCGGGACGGCGAGUUCAGCUGGAACACGUACGUGAAGAACUGCCGUGGCCAGAUCGCCCCCAAACACCUCUUCAAGAGCCUGAACACGUCGGUGACGCCCUCUGGGUUUCGGGUGGGGAUGAAGUUGGAAGCGGUGGACAGGAAGAACCCUUCGCUCAUCUGCGUGGCGUCCAUCGCCGCUGCUGUGGACAGCCGGCUGCUCAUCCACUUCGAUAACUGGGACGACUCGUACGAUUACUGGUGUGAUGCCAGCAGCCCUUACAUCCAUCCUGUGGGGUAUUGCGAGGAGGCAGAAUUAACCCUCACAACACCGGCUGAGUACAAGCAUCCCAAGAGCUUUUCCUGGGAGAAAUACCUGGAGGAGACAGGAACACAGGCAGCUCCGGCCAGAGCAUUCAAACAGAGACCCCCCCAUGGGUUCCAGGUGGGUAUGAAGGUGGAGGCGGUGGAUAAGAGGAACGCCAUGCUCAUCAGGGUGGCCAGCAUCGCGGAGGUGGAGGAGCACCGGCUAAAGAUCCACUUUGACGGCUGGGGUAUGGAGUAUGAUUACUGGCUGGAUGCUGACAGCCCCGACCUGCACCCUGUGGGCUGGAGCCAGAAGACCGGGCACCCCCUCCAGAACCCCCAAGGGUCUUCGGAUGCUUCCACGCUCCUGGGACAGGGGUGCCCCACCCCAGGCUGUAAUGGUGUGGGCCACGUACGGGGACCCCGCUACGGAACGCACUACACGGCGGUGAGCUGUCCGUACUCAGAGCUGAAUCUGAAUAAGGAGGGGCUACUUCCUGACCGGCUCAGUGGGGAGAGGCCUGCUGCUCUCGCUGGGCCCCACCGUGGGCGACGCCCCGAUCUGCCCACCGCCACCCCCACCCCCACCCCCAACCCCACCCCCCCGGAGCUGCCCGACCCUGUCGACGACUCCCCCCAGUCCAGUGGGGGCAGGAAGUCGUGGAUUGGGGAAGGAGACCGUUCGGGCCGCAGCAGCCUGUCAGAGCCAUCGCACUGUGGAGACGAGCGGCCAGGGGGCGCUGGAGAGCACAGUCACAACGGCACCAAGCCUAAGAAAUCAGGGCAACUCCCAAAGUGUCUGAAGCUUCACUUUGUCAAACAGGAGCCUGGAGACGGCGCAGACGGGGCAGUCAGUCUGCAGCAGGCUCUGCAUGAGUCUGUGUUCAGCCCCAGCAGCCCCAUGCAGCGCAUCCUGCUCUGCUGGGAUAAACACUGCAAGCUGCUGCCCGAGGUGCUGGGCCUCACCGCCCGCCAAGUGGCACAGUGGAGCACUGACGAGGUGGCCAGCUUUGUCCGGGGCCUGCCAGGCUGCAGAGAUCAUGCUGUGACCUUUAGAAAUGAGCAGAUUGAUGGCGAAGCUUUCCUGCUGCUCACGCAGGCCGAUAUUGUCAAGAUCCUCAGUAUAAAGCUCGGCCCCGCCCUCAAGAUAUACAACUCCAUCCUCAUGUUUAAGAGUGCCGACGAGGAGUGAGCCACACCCCCUGCUCCCUAAACCAAUAAGAACUGACCUGGAGCCCCACCCCAGUGCCCUAAACCAGUAAGAACUGACCUGGAGCCACGCUUCAGAACCCUAAACCACUAAGAACAGACUAGGAGGUCCGCCUCUGCACCCUGAACCAAUAAGAACAGAGCAGGACCCCCUCCCCAGAUUUAUUAACCAAAAGAACAGAGUUAGUCUUCCUUCUGAGGCCAGUGAGGUGCACUGUGUGCAGGUGUUUGUGGAGGUCACAGGUGUAGCUGUGCCUGGGAGGGGUCUGCUGUGUGUGUGUUUGUGUGUGUGCAUGCGUGUGUGUAUCUGUGUGUGUGUGUGUGUUUGUGUGUGUGCGUGCAUGCGUGCGUGUGUGUGUAUCUGUGUGUGUUUGUGUGCGUGCGUGUGCGUGUGUGUGUGUGUGUGUUUGUGUGUGUGCGUGCGUGCGUGCGUGCGUGCGUGCGUGUGUGUGUGUGUGUGUGUGUGUGUGUGUGUGUGUGUGUAUGUAUGUAUGUGUGCACACCUCCUCCAGCAUCCUGUUCCAUCCUCUGUCUGCCGUCUCAGUCCGGCUGAGUAAAUUAGCUUUUAAUUUUAUGAUUGAUUAUUAAAACGUGGUGCUUGUUAAGUGCGGUCAAAACAAGCCCCUUUUACUUGAAUAAUUACUCUAUGAAUUUUUAAUAACAGCAAAUACAUUUUUUAAAAUAAUUUUCUCCCAUUUGGAUGGGAGCUUUGAGCAGACAGGAGAGGAUGUUUGGAGUUCCGUGCAGUUCUCCAUCUCUCCACCAGGGGGAGACCCAGGACAGCCUGUCGAAGGGGUGGAGGGUAGGGAUAAAGCAGGGUUUAGGUUCAGUUAUUUUAGGGUGCUUUGAUCCUGUAUCCCGUUAAGGGCUUUUUAAGGGCUUCACUCUAAGAGUUAGUUUGUCCCGCAGUUAAGGAAUUUAGGAAUAACCUGGUUGUCACCAACAAAACUGGAAAUCCUGAGUAUACAAGUAUAUAUUAUCUUACAUAUAAGCCCUUAUAUAUCCCCUCAAUCAUAAAAACUCACAUGCCUUGGUUGUGCAUCUGAAUGCAUUUUGAAAUAUGUUGUUGAUACCUGAAUGAUGAAUAUGCAAAAGAAAUUUAUGUAAAAAAACAUUUUUUCAUGUAUAAAUAUGGCCUCGAUAUACUUCAGUGUAUGAUAGUGUAAAUAGAGCUGCAGUCAGAAGGUAGACUGUAUAGAAACACUCUACAAAGGGAAAUAGGCCUAAAUUAAAUAACCUACAUUUUCCCACAGAAAGCAUUUCCCUGUAGUUUACAUGAAUACCUUUGGCCUUUUAAAGGAAAAUCUUAAAAAUGUCUCAGUAAAAAUCUGGGAUGAAAGCCCACGGUUUAAUUGAAAUGAUUCUAAUUUAUUCCUGUGUAAAUUCAUGUAAUUUGUACAGCUUUUGUGAGAAAUUUUUAACCUGAUUGUCAGUGUUACACAGUGAUACCUCUUUGAACCUCAGCUGAAUGAGUCCGAAUGUACUUCAGCAGUUGUUUUUGUCCAAAACUGGUAUUUAAGUAUUUUAUUUAAGAAGUCUUGAUAGAAUUGACUGGUGGUUUAUGAGGAUGUUGGUGCUGGCAGGGCAGAUGGUUUCUGUAUUUAUGUCGGCUGAGUGCAGAAAUAAAAGCUAAUGGAUGCAGACACCCCUCUGCAAAACACA